UGUCUGUUAUUUCAUAUUACUUUGAGACCUUUGCCUAUACUGCUGUGCAAAAGAAGAUCAAACUAUCACAGGCUUAGUAGGCUUCUUUCACAUGCCUGUUCCUGUAGCCCUCAGCCUAAUCAUACUGCCUUGCACCUUGUGAUAACCUCUGUAUUUCAAAGAAAUGUGGUUUAUAUAGAAAACUACCCACAGGAGGAUUCUAAGAAAAUGGUUGUAACCAUUAAAAAAUAAAUGAAAAUUUCUUGGACUUCAGAAAUUCAUAUUUGUUGUUCAGACCUUUGUUUGAAGCUCCCUCAUCAUCAAAAAAGAGCAUGAACUCUGAGUACUACUGGUUUGUAGAUAGCUUUUUUUGCUGUGGAAGUAUUAGUCUUACCAUAUUUGUAGCUUUUUACACAAUUUAAAGUCACAUUGGCAGUUCCUAAAUGUUAUUAGCAGUGCUGUAUAUUUGAAUUUCAUUUGCAUCACAACAUCUGUUUGGUUUGGGCACAUGGACUUGCACAUAAAGUGAUUUGAAACCUGUCCUGUGAAUCACUGUAUACAGAAAAUGUUAAAUAACAUUUAUUCACUGCAAAGGGCGUUUCUGUGUAGCACUUGAUUAGCUACUAUGAGCUUACUCUACAGUGAUAACAGUAGUGGAGCCCGAGACGUGGAGAGCGGCUGCUGUGCAGCCAUGGCCAGUGCCUGCAGCGCUGGAGCAAAAGAAGACAGUGUCAGCAGCGGGGCUGGAAAUCCUCAGAGUUCUUUCACAGAGGAAACACAAGGUUAUGAUGUGGAGUUUGAUCCCCCCCUGGAAAGUAAAUAUGAAUGUCCAAUCUGUUUGAUGGCUCUUCGUGAAGCAGUGCAGACACCAUGUGGUCACCGUUUCUGCAAAGGCUGUAUUGUCAAAUCCAUAAGAGAUGCAGGUCACAAAUGUCCGGUAGACAAUGAAAUUCUGCUUGAAAAUCAACUUUUUCCUGACAACUUUGCUAAACGGGAAAUCCUUUCAUUAACGGUGAAGUGUCCUAACAAGGGCUGCAGUAUGAAGAUGGAGCUGAGGCAUUUAGAGGACCAUCAGCUGCAGUGUGAUUUUUCCACUGUGGAAUGCCCACAGUGCCAAGGAGCCUUCCAGAAGAACCAUCUGAAAGAGCACAUAACACAGGAGUGCCCAAGGCGUCAAGUCUGUUGUCCAAACUGUGCCACAUCUAUGGCCUAUGAAGAUAAAGAGCUUCAUGACCAAACAUGCCCACUUGCCAAUGUAUUUUGUGAAUAUUGCAACACAGUGCUCAUCAGAGAGCAGAUGCCUAACCAUUAUGACAAUGAUUGUCCUACUGCUCCAGUGCCUUGUUUUUACAAUGCUUUUGGGUGUCCAGAAAAGAUGCAAAGGAAUGAACUGGCACGACACAUGCAGGAGUUUACUCAGGUUCACAUGAGAAUGAUGGCACAGAGUUUUCAAAACAUCAGUGUUACUGCAACAAAUCCUGUACCCUUCAUCAAUGGCUUACCCUUUGAGCCUGCCCUCUUCUCACAUGCAUCACAUGCCACGUAUGAUUGUAAUCCAGAAGUUGAAAACUUCAAAGAAACUAUUCAGCAGUUGGAAGGUCGUCUGGUAAGACAAGAUCACCAAAUCAGAGAACUCAUUGCUAAAAUGGAGACUCAGAACACUCACAUGGCAGAACUCAAACGUACUAUCCGAAAUUUGGAGGGAAAGAUUACUGAAAUGGAAGCACAGCAAUGCAAUGGCAUUUAUAUCUGGAAGAUUGAGAACUUCAGUGGACUUCAGAAAGCCCAGGAAGAAGAGAGACCUGUUGUGAUGCACAGUCCUGGCUUCUAUACUGGAAAGCCUGGCUACAAGCUGUGUUUACGCCUGCAUAUCCAGUUACCAAAUGCUCAGCGGUGUGCUAAUUUUAUUUCUCUGUUUGUCCACACUAUGCAAGGAGAAUAUGACAGCCAUCUGCCUUGGCCCUUCCAAGGCACUAUACGACUUUCUAUUUUGGAUCAGUCAGAAGGCCCUGACAGGCAGAACCAUGAAGAAGUAAUGGAGGCCAAGCCAGAGUUACUAGCCUUCCAGAGACCAACAAUUCACCGCAAUCCGAAAGGGUUUGGUUAUGUGACUUUCAUGCACCUGCAAACCUUGAAACAAAGAACCUUUGUAAAGGAUGAUACACUUCUGGUGCGCUGUGAAGUUAUAACACGUCUAGAUUUAAACAGUCUCCGCAGAGAAGGAUUUCAAGCUCGCAGUGCUGAUGGAGCUAUGUAGCUUGAAAGUCUCAACCAGAGGAGUGGAGCCACUAGUCAUGUUAUUCCAUCACAGAGUAUGCUUCAUCAUCCGUAUAUGUUUGCAAAGGAUCAUAAUUGCCAACAUAGUUGAUCUUCACCUGAAUAGAAUUUUGUUGUUGCUGAUAUACUUUUUUUUUUUUCUCUAUGAGGUCAUGUAUUCAAUUAUUUGGUAUUGUUCUCUCUUAAAGUAAUAAGCUACUUCGGUAGCAAGCUAACUAAA
Messenger RNA from Neopsephotus bourkii (Bourke's parrot), 2476 nucleotides. RefSeq names its product TNF receptor associated factor 6 (gene TRAF6). The transcript has 7 exons. The coding region runs from base 605 to 2236 and encodes 543 amino acids. Gene Ontology annotation, cellular component: plasma membrane signaling receptor complex. Gene Ontology annotation, biological process: regulation of canonical NF-kappaB signal transduction; tumor necrosis factor-mediated signaling pathway; protein K63-linked ubiquitination. The record is from RefSeq and is a predicted model, not a curated record. Gene Ontology annotation, molecular function: zinc ion binding; ubiquitin protein ligase activity; tumor necrosis factor receptor binding. NCBI's taxonomy places the organism in Eukaryota, Metazoa, Chordata, Aves, Psittaciformes, Psittacidae.